Dalotia coriaria is the source of this 2853-nucleotide messenger RNA. It is a transcript of the gene Noc3, whose product is annotated as Nucleolar complex protein 3. Bases 483 to 2822 code for a protein of 779 amino acids. Gene Ontology annotation, molecular function: chromatin binding. The transcript has 6 exons. Gene Ontology annotation, biological process: DNA replication initiation. The record is from RefSeq and is a predicted model, not a curated record. Gene Ontology annotation, cellular component: nucleolus. NCBI's taxonomy places the organism in Eukaryota, Metazoa, Arthropoda, Insecta, Coleoptera, Staphylinidae.
CGUUUGCAAAGUUGGUGCUGUUUAUAUGCGUGAGAAACGAAGUUAAAAGUUUCUUGUUGAUGUGAUCGGUUUGCGUUGUUUCGCGCACUUGCUGCGGUUCCUGCUGCACAUGCGCGUUGGUACCGUUGGUGACAUCAGCUGAGUUGGGCGGUGUGGAAUUUAAUAAGUAAUUCUCACGGUUCUCGGAGUGUGCUUCACCAUUUGUAGGUGUUUCUCCGUUUUCUGUUGCGUCGUUUAUUAAACUCGGCAUGGUGAUAACUACAAAGAUGUGUGCUGAUUGUUUUGUAAGAUAUAACUGGAAAUUUCGAUUGAAGUUUGUGAGAAUGAGGAAUAAACCAAAACAAGAAGUAUGCAAACUUUCAUACAUCUACGGCCCGCAGGAACGACCACAGCGCCCCCUGUAAAAACUCAAACAAGUAAAAACGUGUUGGUUCGAGGUUACUUGUCUGUUUUGUGAAUUUUCUAUAAAAUAAUACUUUAAAAUGGUUGCAAAAAGUAAAUUGGCUAACAAACAGCGAUUUAAAAAGGUUGCGAAAAAAUCAGCUAAAACAAAUGCAAAUGCCAAGAAACCCAAGAGACUUCCAAAAACCACAAAAACUAAAGAUAAAUCUAAUAAAACAUCAACGCCAGUUAUUCAAAAACAACCAGAAAUUGACAAUGGUGAAGAUAUGUUGGAUAUGGUUGAUGAAGAUGAUCUGCAAUUCUUGAAAUCAGCAAUAAACAACAAACAAUAUUCAAUGUUCAAUAAUGUCAGGGUUCCUGGUGGUAAAGGUAAAAAGAAAAAGAUUCAGAAAGAUGAUGACACUUUGGAAAACAAUUAUGAGAAUGAAAUUGAUGAGCAACCAAAAAUCAAAGUCAAAGCACUUUUACCAAUUAAAACUAAACAAGGCAUAGUUAAAAGAGAAGUAGAACAUGAAGAUAACAGUGAAGAAGAAGAAGAAGAUGCAGGAGUAGAAGAAAAUGAAGAUAAAGGUGAUGAUGAUGUAUCAUCCGACGAAGAAGAUUCCCCUGCAGAAAAUACCGAUGUAGACGUCUCACAACCAAUCACACCAGCACAACUUCUUCUCCAACGCGCUGAAAUCCUUCAAAAGAAAAAACUCCACAUCGGAACAUUAAGCUCCGGAUUAUUAGAAAACCCCGAAGAAAAAAUAACAAAUUUCCGCACACUAAUCAAACUACUCGAUGAUGAAACACCUGAAGUGUACAUAACAAUCAGAAAACUAGGAAUUGUUGCACUCCUAGAGGUUUUCAAAGACUUAUUACCUUCGUAUCAAAUCAAAGCGCAGGAAACCGACGGAGUUAAACUCAAAAAAGACACAUUGAAACUCCAGAAAUACGAAACUUCUCUGCUGCAAUAUUAUAAGAAGUAUCUGCAGAAACUAGAAAAGUUUGCUGGGGUUUUAUAUAAAAAACGCGGUGAUAAUCGAGUGCGCACACAAGGCGAGAAAAACGUUGGGGAAGUCGCCGUGCAUGCAAUGUGCGAUUUAUUAAUCACACAUCCGUAUUUUAACUUUGCGCCUAAUUUAGUACAAGCAAUUGUUCCAUUCUUAAAUAAUGUGAAUCGUAAUGUGCGGAUUUUGGUCGCCACGGCGUUGAAAACAGUUUUCAAAGAGGAUAAAAAGGAAGAAAUUACUUUAAAGAUUAUUAGAGUGAUUAAUCACUAUCUAAAGUCGCAUUCACACAACGUAAAUCCGGAAAUGUUGGAAAUCCUCCUCUCUCUGCGUAUAAAAGACGUGAAUCUCGAUCAGGACAAAGAGAUUGAGAUCAAAGGUAAGAAAUUAAACGCGCACAAAGCUAAUAUUCUUGCAAAACUAUCAAAAAAGGAGAAAAAACGCAAGAAGCGUUUACAGGCUUUAGAACACGAGUUAUUAGAAACCAAAGCGGAGGAAAACAAGCAGACAAAGUUGAAAAACCUCACUGAAAUAACCAAAUUCUUGUUUGGUAUUUAUUUCCGUAUUUUAAAGAGUUCCACAAACACGAAAGUUCUGAGUGUUACUUUAGAAGGUUUAGCAAAGUUUGCACAUUGUAUUAACCUAGAAUUCUACGUGGAUAUUGUUAACGUCUUGGAUAAGCUCCUCGCUGAAGACUGGCUGGGAUACAAAGAGAAGUUGCAUUGCAUACAGACUGUGUUCGCCAUUUUGAGCGGACAGGGCGAAGCAUUGAAUCUGGACCCGACUAGAUUUUAUGUGAAUUUGUACGCUGGGAUGUUGGAUAUACAUGCGGGGCGUAAUGAGAAAGAUUUCGCUGUUUUACUGCGUACGAUUAUGAUUGGUAUAAUACAACGCAGGAAGAAAAUCACCAAUAAGAGGAUUAUUGGUUUUGCAAAGCGUUUGGUUAUGUUAAGUUUACAAUCGCUGCAUGGUGGCGCUGUUGGCAGUCUGGGAGUUGUGAAGAAUAUUUUACAAUUGUGUAAAGCAGCGGAUGUUUUACUGGAUGUUGAUAAUGAGUGUGGUGAUGGCAAAUUCAACGCAGAAUUAGAUGAUCCAGAGUAUUGUAAUGCUUCCAGUACAGCGUUGUAUGAAUUAUCGUUGUUAUCCAGGCAUUAUCAUCCGAUUGUUGGUAAAUAUGCGGUGAAUAUUGCGAAAGGCGUGCCUGCGACAGGGGAAGGUAGUUUAUUACCUAUAUAUGGAAAAUGUACGCCUGAAGAACUUUAUUCCAUGUUUGACAUGUCUGAGAUGGCGUUUAAUCCGUCGAUUCCUGUGCCGAAAAAAGUACAGGUUUCUAAUAAAGUGAAGCGUCAUGCUUUUGUUGAUUGUGAGUUUAGACAGAAGUGUUUUAAGCGCUUGAAGUGUACGAAUGGGACAUAUUUUAUGCAUAUUUAAAGUGCUAAAUUAAAAUUUAUUAAAAUUUCAA